AAUAAUAUCAUUAUAAUUAUUACCUAGUUGUUACGUGCCUACAGUUUGUAAAAGUUGUACAGGUACUAAUACCUUGGAUUUGGUAUUUUUGAAAUUUACCACAUAUUGUAUAAACUUUAUUUUGAUUACUUUAAAAUGCUUAAUACUGGAAAAUUGGAAGGGCGUACAUUAUUCAUUACUGGAGGAAGUCGCGGUAUUGGCAAGGCAAUUGCUUUGAAAGCAGCCAAGGAUGGCGCUAACAUAGUUAUUGCAGCUAAGACUACUGAACCACAUCCUAAACUCCCCGGAACUAUAUAUACUGCUGCAAGAGAAAUUGAAGAAGCAGGGGGUAAAUGUUUACCUUGUGUUGUGGACGUAAGGAAUGAAAGUCAAAUAAUUGAUGCUGUUAAAAAAGCCGUUGAUGUAUUUGGAGGUAUAGAUAUAGUCAUAAACAAUGCUAGUGCAAUAUCAUUAACCGGAACUUUAGACACCGACAUGAAGAGAUAUGACUUAAUGCAUAACAUCAAUACAAGAGGAACAUUUCUUGUAUCAAAAAUAUGUUUGCCUUAUUUAAAGAAAAGCAAACACGCUCAUAUUUUGAACAUUAGUCCUCCGUUGAAUAUGAAUCCUAAUUGGUUUAAGGACCACGUUGCAUACACAAUGGCCAAGUAUGGAAUGUCAAUGUGUGUAUUAGGAAUGGCUGAAGAAUUUAAGAAAGAUAACAUUGCAGUGAAUGCUUUAUGGCCUAGAACUGUUAUUCAUACGGCAGCUGUUGAGAUGUUGUCAGGUAUAAAUGAAGCAAAAUUAUAUUCGCGGAAACCUGAUAUAAUGGCCGAUGCCGCUUAUUCAAUCGUGACUAAACCAUAUGAACAUUACAGCGGGCAAUUUUUAAUUGACGACGAAGUGCUACGACAAGAAGGAAUAAUAGAUUUUGAUCAGUAUUUAAGUGAUCCAGCAAACAACGGUAAUCUCAUGAUGGAUUUUUUUUUGGAAGAAUAUCCACAUGAUGGAUUCAACCAAGGUAAAGAAGUGGCCAAAAGUCGAUCUCUGCGAAAUGAAACAAAUAAAUGACUCCUGGCUAAUUAAAAACUUAAAUUUUAAUUUAAACAAUUCCAUAAUUAUUUUUAUAAUACCCAUUGUUUCUAUAAAUUAUAGUUAUAUUAUUCAGUGUUUUCACAAAUUACUAUUACAUAGUAUAACACCUAGACACCUAGUAUUAGUAUAAUAUAAUCUUAGGUAAAGAUGAUGGCAAGUUCCUACUAGAGGCGAAGCUUAAAUAUCCAAAAUGAUUCAUGUUUUUUUACAAAUAUUAAAUACUACAUACCGACCAUAUAUAUAUUAUUAUAAUUGUUUUACUUACAUUGCAUAUUCUUUUUAAAUUUACAAAUAUAUCCAUAUUAUACUUAAUAAUGAUACAAGAUAUCCAUUAUAUUUAUUCAAAUCGAUUUUGUGAAUCAUAUUACUGUCAUAAUUUUAUUGUUGUACAUUUACCGAGUAAAUAAAUAUUAUAUUUAAAUUAA
Myzus persicae (green peach aphid) is the source of this 1499-nucleotide messenger RNA. RefSeq names its product hydroxysteroid dehydrogenase-like protein 2. Gene Ontology annotation, cellular component: mitochondrion. Bases 136 to 1050 code for a protein of 304 amino acids. Lineage: Eukaryota; Metazoa; Arthropoda; Insecta; Hemiptera; Aphididae. The record is from RefSeq and is a predicted model, not a curated record. The transcript has 6 exons.